ACGGGCUUCUGGAAUCCCAUGCAUUCCGCCCCGAAGAGGAUAUCUCGGCUCUCGGACAUGGACGCGUUCGUCUGGGAAGCUGAUGAUGGCAUUCAGCAUUAUGGCCUUGUUCCCAGUGAAUGCAUCUAGUGUUCCUGAACCCUGGAUCCCACUAGGUCGGCGGCGUAACCGGAUCUUUGUGCGUCCGAGUGAGCCAACUUGCUCGGCGUAUGUUCAACAAGUUCAUACACCGCUCCGUGUGUGGAUGUCCAAGACUUUCUAUCCCAUCGUGGUAAUUGCGGUACGGUUGAACCCCUCCGACGUACCCUCCGUCCGAUUGACCAUCCGCUUUUCUAUUUAAUCCAGAGCAAAGUUGAACACACUAUCAUUACAACACUUACAUUCAUUCCAUAAGAUCAUGUUCCCCAUCGGACUACUCGCACUUUGCCAGGUCUUCUUGGAAGAAAAGGCAGCUACGAGUGUGGCAAUAGGCAUUCCUAUCGCAGUGCUCCUCAUUCUCCUCUGGUCGCUGUCCACCAAUCGCCACGAUUCAGACGAUAAACCUAUUACUUUGCCAUUAUGGGGAUUCCUCACGAUUAAACCCUUCUUCAACACUCGAUUCGACUUUCUUUCUUCGAGCUUUGAUCUCUGUGGACAGUCAAUUUUCCAGUUCAAUCUCCUGCGGAACACAGUCAUUGCGGUCUCGGGGGAAGUCGGUCGGAGAGACUUCCUUACUUCCAAAAACCUUGACAUCAACGAAGGCUUCGCCUUCCUGUCCGGAGCCAUACCCAUGUUACCAGGCGUAACAUCCGAUUUACAGUCUCGCAGGAUCUCUUUGAUUCACAAACGCCUCUCCGCCACACAGAACAGGAACCACCUUUCACAAUUAAUCCCAAGGAUCCUGGCAGACUCCGACGGAUCUAUGCGCUCCUGGGGAGAUUCAGGCACACUUGAUCCAUUUGACAACAUUCCAAAGUUAAUCUUCCAGACGUCUGUUCGGUCCCUGGCUUCAGCUGAGAUUGCUGACGAUGCUGCGGUCGUGUCACGUCUCCGGGAACUGUAUGAUAAAUUGGACGCGACCACGACACCCACUAGUGUCAUGCUCCCAUGGUUCCCAAGUCCCAGCAUGCUUGGGAAGUUGCUCGCGACCAAAAAGAUUUAUGACAUUAUAAAUCACGCUGUCGAGACUCGCCGUCAAAGCGGAGUGCAGGGAGAUGAUACGUUACAAAUUCUGCUUGACAGUGGCGACGACAAGAUGGUCAUUCUUGGAUUCAUUAUGGGUCUUCUGGUUGCAGGCGCGCGUUCCACAGGCACGACUGCUUCGUGGUUGCUCGCGUUCAUCGAGAGCAAUCCAGAAUGGAAAAACAAAGCCAGUGCGGAAGUUGAGGCCCUAGUUUCCAAUCACUCAUCGGCGCCGCAGGACAGCUCACAUGCAACCAAGUUAUCUUCCGUCGCUCUCGAAUCAUGGGAGACUGAAAUGCCUGUGUUCGACGCCAUGAUCCGAGAGACUCUACGGGUUGCUCAACCUCAUACGGCGAUGCGUAGGAACAUUGGGCCUGAAACACAUAUCAACGGGACCAAGAUACCAUCUGGUGCAUAUGUCGUAUACCCGUUCAGCGACGUUCAUCUGGAUUCGCAGCUAUAUCCUAACCCGUGGCGGUGGGAUCCGGCGAGACCAGAAUCAAAAAUACCUUUCUCAUAUGUUGGCUGGGGCGGAGGUAAAACCGUUUGCUUAGGCCAACGCCUAGCGAAGCUCUCGCUCAAGUUGGUGCUUUCACUGUAUUUGCUCGACUUCAACUCUGGCCUGGUCAGCGAGUCUGGUCGACAACCAGAAAACUUUCCUCGGCCAAACUGGAACGAUGCACUCACAUGCAAACCACCUCCAGGGUCUUACAGUUUACAGUUCACACGACGGAAAUCGUCAUCAGACUAGUUUUAACUUACAGGGAUUAUGGGACCGGUUGCUCUAUCUAUUGGGUAUUAUGUAUCAGUAGUCUAUAUUCCUCUUCGCAUACUGCCAUACACUGUAACAUAAGUCCGUCGACUAAUGCAGAGUAUAUUAUACCAUCCUCCAGCUU
Somion occarium is the source of this 2057-nucleotide messenger RNA. The record is from the annotation of a GenBank genome assembly. Lineage: Eukaryota; Fungi; Basidiomycota; Agaricomycetes; Polyporales; Cerrenaceae.